AUACGUCAACUCGUUAAGAGAGGCGGUUCUGUAGUUGUAACACCUCCAUCUCAAUCAGGAACUCCAAGUGGCAGUAGGUUUGAGUUGUUGGGAACGUGUCUAGAGUUUGGAAGGUGAAGAUGGCAUCAACACCAGAAGAGAAUGACGAUAAUAAGCUAAGGUCUGUCUCUGUGGAUCUGAAUCAUGACCCCUCUCUUAUGAUUGACAUUCCUGAUGCCUUGAGUGAAAGAGAGAAAGUAAAAUUCACCGUGCACACCAAGGUAAAACUUCCAGUGUUUUGCAACCCCCAAUUUGCUGUAGCUAUGAAGCAUAACUGUUUAAUAUGGUUGCAUCAAUCUUUGAUCUAAAAUGAGGAUUAUUGCGGUAUACUUAUACCACCAGCACCUCCCAAGCCAGAUUUUGAAUCUCCAAGAGACAAAAUGCAGAAGUUGGGUGAAGGGGAAAGUUCUAUGACAAAAGAAGAAUUUGCCAAAAUGAAACAAGAACUUGAAGCGGAGUAUCUGGCCGUUUUUAAGAAAACUGUGGCAAUGCAUGAAGUAUUUCUUCAGCGGCUUGCUUCCCAUCCUAUCCUCAACAAGAAUCGCAACUUCCAAAUUUUCUUGGAAUAUGACCAGGAUCUGAGCGUUCGAAGGAAAAAUACAAAGGAGAUGUUUGGAGGCUUUUUUAAAAGUAUGGUAAAAACUGCUGAUGAAGUGCUUCUUUCGGGAGUUAAGGAUGUGGAUGAAUUUUUUGAGCAAGAGAAGACAUUCCUGAUAGAUUACUUGAACAGAAUCAAAGAUUCCACUGCUAAAGCAGAUAAAAUGACACGAUCUAAUAAAAAUGUUGCUGAAGAUUACAUUCACAUUUCAGCUUGUUUUAGCAGUCUGUCUGCUGAUGAAACUUCUGCACUUAGCAAAUACCUGUUGAAGCUUUCUGAACUGUUCGAAAAGCUCAGGAAAAUAGAUGGUAGAGUUGCUUCUGAUGAAGAUUUGAAGUUGUCUGAGCUGCUGCGAUACUACAUGCGAGAUCUGCAGGCAGGAAAGGAUCUUUUAUACAGACGAGCACGAGCACUUGUUGAUUUUGAAAAUUCAAAUAAGGCUCUGGACAAAGCCAGGCUAAAAAGUAAAGAUGUGAAGCAAGCAGAAAUACAGCAGCAAGUUAGCUGUCAAAAAUUUGAGAAAAUAUCAGAGUCUGCCAAACAAGAACUUACAUCUUUCAAAGGAAGAAGAGUAGCUGCAUUUCGUAAAAAUUUCAUUGAAAUGACUGAACUUGAAAUUAAACAUGCUAAGAACAAGCUCUCUCUCCUGCAAAGCUGCAUUGAAAUAAUGAAGAAAUAGCAAGACGGGCAUUUGUAUGAAGAUUCAAUAUUAUUUGCACUUGAAGCAGCAAUUCCAAGUGGCCUCCUAGCUGCGAUUAAAUCUAAUUCAGGAUACAGAGAACCAGUCUUACAUUUUGUCGCUAUAUGGCUGGACCAACACAUCAUGAAACAAACUAUUUUUAAUACUUGGUUUAAUGGGACUAACUCGCUGAUGUGGUAUAGGUUAUGAAUGUAUAUAUACAGAAUUUAACUUUCUAUGUGAUGCUAUACUUUUGUGCUGGUGGCAGUGUGGUUUAUGGGUUUUGGGCCAUAGUUUACAUAUGCCUGAUUGGCAAAAAGGAAAGAAAACUUUUAACUGUAAAUUAUUUUCUUACACUGCAUGACUCAUAAAAGUAUUUUGUGGUAGUGGUAAAUAAUUUUGUCCUUCAUUUCAGGUAUCCUUGCCUUCAAACUACAGCUCUUGCCAUUGCUGAGCAUUUAUUUUCUGCUAGAAUUAACCCUCCACCCUACUUUUCCAUUGCAAACACUUAGACACACAUUCGCUAGGUCUUUUCAUUUCACAAUAAUAUAGAUAGUAUGCAAGUUAGUUUUAAUGGUCAUAUACGUACAAUAAUAUCUGCAUUACAGAAAAAAUAUAUAAAAAGUCUACAUUUUUGUAGUCCGUACCAGCAGGCAGUUGUGUACUGUCUCCUAUAAAAAUUCAGAUGCACAUCCUUUUUAGAAUGUUAGCAUUGAAAGACUUCCAAUUUUCCUUUGAAUUAAAAAAUUAUUCUUUUACUUGCUUCUUUACAUCUUCACAAACUGUGAUGCGAAAAUCCAGUAGUUCUGUCCACUGCAAACCAUGUUUGUAUAUGGUAAUGCUUUACCGACAGCUGGUGUGAAUUUCCCUCAUAAUCAAAUAGACAGCUGUUAAGUAAACUGCAUUGCUAAUGCAGAAGCAACCAUGGUUUAUUACUGUUAUGCACUAACAUCAUAAUGUAAUUGCAUGAUGGAGAUGCAUUCAUUUUCCAUCUCUUACAUCUUGUGUUGGAGAAAGAUUUAGGAGGUACUGUAUGUGCAUCCAGAUGUGUAUGUACAAUGCUUGGACUGUACAAUUGACAAGUGCAGUUGCUGCCACUUUCUCAGUUUUAGUUAAUCAGAGGCUGUUGUAUAAAGAAGUGCAGGUCUAUACUGAUGUAUAUAUAUAUAUACCUCUGCAGAUAGACACAAGAUUAGAUGAGUGCAGUUAUUCACUAUACACAGCUUUCUUUUUGUUCAGUGCUUCCAGUCCAUCCAUCCAUUCAUCCUAAAACCCUUUUCCCAUUGCCUCUCGAAAAUGUUUCAUUUGGGGUGUAUAAACACAAGAAAGGUGUCAUGAAUUAUGUGGCCCUGUUGAUUUUCUCAUUUCAAACUUUAAUUACUUUUUUUUUUUAAUUGUAGGACUAUAUAGAAGAUGGUGGCUAUGAUUUCUUGCUUCCAUAGUUGCACUGAUUUGUGUUUCACUGCACCUAUCUAAGCUCAUUCCAUUGUGUAGUUAAGAAUGUGUUAUGCCUUCACUGAUUGUUACAUCUAAUCAACAGUCACAUUUUUAAAUAUCAGCUGGAUACCAUUUGUGUAAGUGCCAUUUUUAAUGCGUACAUUAUGCAGGACUGUGUAUUGCUACUGUCAUUACCACGUAUUGUCUUUAUGUCCUAAUAGUGUGCUUACAGGGUCACAUUGCUUUUAGUUUCAUUUCAUAAGCCCAGUAUCAGCCACAAAAAUGCUGAUUUCCCAAGGUGCGGACAGUGUAGAAAUGAAAUGCAUCAUGAAAGCAAAACAACAGUCCACUUUUGCCAGCUUUAAAGAUCAUGUUUAAAGGCCCUAAACAACCUUUUGCUUUUGUAUAAAAAAGUGUUCGUAUGAAUCUUUAUGGAUGUGAACACUUUUUCAUACAAAAGUAAAAGGUUGUUUCACACCCAUUUACAAAUAAUUGCUUCAGAACGCUCAAGACUAAAUACACUGAGACGUGUUUGUCAUUUAUAUUCAUGGGUUCCAUGAUGCGUUUAUAUCACCUUGGGUUCCAGCUCUAAUUAUGCUGGAUUUGUGUAGGAUAAGAUAAGUAAAGUUGUUGUGUAACAGCAAAGCUGUUAAAAAUAGUUUGGCAAAAAAAAAAAAACAAUCCAUUAAUUUUUUGCGAGUAAAAAAAAAAGGUAAAGGAAGGUUGACUUUGUGCCUUUAAACAAGCUCUUUAAAAUGUCCCUUGAUACUAACAGCCUCAAUGAUAUAGCUUCAGUUUCCAGGAGAAAAGAAUUUGCAGCAUUACAUCAGUAGAUUGGGCAAAAAGCAAGCUGAACAGUCUGUGCUGGUUGAUCUGCCUUCAGCAGUCUUUAGGAUGAGUGCUUGUGUGUGUAAAAGUUAUAGAAGUCAGGCUUCAUAUGUGUAUAAGGGACAUAGCAGUGAGAAUUGGCCUUUUGCAUUGCAUGUCAAAAAGUGCAGGUGCAAAUGUAUUCAGUACUAUUGCACAUUCAGACUUCUUUCCAGUGUGGUAUUUUCUGUAAAUUAGAUUAAAGAGUAACAGAACUGACUUACAGAAAGCAGAAUGUUUGUUGUCCUGUGGUUUAAUGGAUUGUAAUGUGUUAUGAGAUAGUAGCAUGUGAGUUACUAUGUUUGGUAAUAAGUUUUACAUGUAUGUAAUUUGGGGGAUGUUUCCCUAGAAUUAUAUUCUAUCUUAAAUGAUUUUGUAUUUAAAUUUAGUAUCCUUGCAUAUUUGCCAGAAUAUUACAGGUAAUUGCAGAAGUGUGCAUCAGGGAACAUUUCAUACUACUGCAUCAUGGGAAUUCUGAUUUUCUUUUCACAAUAACACAUUGAUUCAUUACAAUGAAGCCGAAGUAAAAUGUCCUAUUCUGAUGAUCUAGUCAAAAUGUUUACGUAUUUACAUCAGUAAUAGAAGCAUACUUGAAAUUUCUUUUAGAAAAUAUAUUUUCAGUAACAUGGAAUACAUUGACUUGCUGGACCUUUUCUAAUGUAAAAUAAAGACCCAGUUUUGUUUCACUCCCAAGUAACCAAACUGCCCCAAAGUUUGCUUGUAAGAAUGUGCUGAAGUUUUAAGAAGCACCUUUCAUCUCUAUGUGGGGUUUUCCACAACAACUGGGCUUCCAGAGGACCUUUGAAAAGAGAAACAAAAUGUAGAUUUCCUGAUUAUCUCUUUCUGAACACAGAGUUGAGGAUUUUUUUUAUCCCUAAUAGGAAGAUAAUACAAGUUAUUGAUAUACCUUCCAAGAAAGACCUUGUAUGCAGUUUAAUUUCAUAUGUAUUUGUUACAUUUUAAUGAUAUGUAAUGUUAAAAGAAGUGUAGAAAUUGAAAUUGAUUGCUUCUAAAUUAUGUGUAUAAUGAAAAUAUAAAACCUGAAUUUCCAUUAAAUCCAAGGCAUGGCUAUGAAGUCUUGCUGUAAAUUGAGGGUGGUACAUGAUAAGCUUAUACAAUUAAAUGUGAUUUAUUGUAAUAAACCAAAACCUUGGAAUUCUUACUUUA
Molecule: messenger RNA, 4787 nt
Organism: Protopterus annectens (West African lungfish)
Lineage: Eukaryota; Metazoa; Chordata; Ceratodontiformes; Protopteridae
Gene: SNX5
Product: sorting nexin 5
Exons: 18
Biological process (GO): pinocytosis
Cellular component (GO): endosome
Molecular function (GO): phosphatidylinositol binding; dynactin binding
Source: RefSeq, a predicted model, not a curated record